CCGCGCCCUUUUGUCUUCCUGGCCGGCGGCGGCGGCGCCUGAGCUGCGAGCGCCCGGCCCCUCCGGCGCGCCCAGACGCUGCGCGCCCCAUGGCGGCGCCCGGCGACCCCGCAGCCCGCGGCGGGCGCAGUCCGCGGCGCGCCCCCGGCCCGGAGCCCGCCGGCGUGCCCCCAGCGCAGAGGUAGGGGCGUCCCCUCCGCCUCCGCCCGCCGCCCGCCCCCUCGCCUGACUCAUCCGCCCGCGGUGACCGCAAGCGUCCGCUGCCCGCCGAGCCCCGCUGGGAUGGGGAAGGAGAGCACGGCCGCUGCUGGUUGCCAGGAUUCUCGCUGACGCCCCCGAGUCCGCUGCUGCCUUCUGUCUCCGGAGGCGCCUGAGGAGGUCCCGACAGCUCCCAGAGUGAUAACCGCGAAAGGCCACCAGAUCCCCAAGUUCCUCGCCCAGGUCAGCAGGAAUUCUGGGAAUUUAACUGUAACAAAAUCAUUGGUAAGACUUCCAAGAACCUUGAGUGCAACCAGAAAAAGGAAGUGUCUACAUCUCAUAUAAAGAUUAAAAGGCCACAGAAUGAUAGCAACGGGAGGAGUGAUAACUGGCCUAGCUGCCUUGAAAAGGCAAGACUCUGCCCGAUCACAGCACCAUGUCAACCUCACUCCGUCACCUGCUGCUCAGGAGAAGAAGCCUGUCCGCCGGCGGCCCCGGGCUGAUGUUGUGGUUGUUCGUGGCAAAAUUCGGCUUUAUUCCCCUUCUGGUUUUUUUCUCAUCUUAGGAGUUCUUAUCUCUAUUGUAGGCAUAGCAAUGGCUGUGCUUGGGUAUUGGCCCCAGAAAGAACAUUUCAUCAAUGCUGAAACAACCUUGUCAACCAAUGAAACUCAGGUUAUUCGAAACCAAGGAGGUGUGGUGGUUCGCUUCUUUGAGCAGCACUUGCAUUCUGAUAAAAUGAAAAUGCUUGGUCCUUUCACCAUGGGCAUUGGUAUUUUCAUCUUCAUCUGUGCUAAUGCCAUCCUGCAUGAAAACCGUGACAAAGAAACCAAAAUCAUACACAUGCGGGAUAUCUAUUCCACAGUCAUUGACAUCCACACGCUGAGAAUCAAAGAGCAAAAGCACAUGAAUGGCAUGUACACUGGAUUGGUGGGAGAAACAGAAGUAAGACAGAAUGGGAGCUCCUGUGCCUCGAGAUUGGCAGCCAAUACUAUUGCCUCUUUCUCAGGUUUCCGGAGCAGUUUCCGAAUGGAUAGCUCUGUGGAGGAGGAUGAACUCAUGCUGAAUGAAAGUAAGAGUGUUGGCCACCUGAUGCCUCCUCUGCUCUCUGACAGUGCUGUCUCUGUGUUUGGCCUCUAUCCACCUUCUUCUACAGCAGCUGAUGAGAAGACCAGUGGCCCUAGGAAGUGUGAAACAAAAUCAAUUGUGUCAUCUUCCAUCAGUGCUUUUACAUUGCCUGUGAUCAAACUUAAUAACUGUGUGAUUGAUGAGCCAAGUAUUGAUAACAUCACUGAGGAUGUUGAUAAUGUCAAAAGUAAGUCACGAAAUUUGUCAAUGGAUUCCCUCAUGGUCCCUCUGCCCAGUGCCAGUGAAUCCUUCCAGCCAGUCAGCAUGGGGCUGCCAAGGAAUUACUCUGUUGGGGAAUCAUUGUCAAGUCAGUACAAAUCUUCCGUGGCUCUGGGACCUGGGGCUGGGCAGUUCUUGUCGCCUGGGGCUGCUAGAAGACAAUUUGGAUCCAAUACCUCCCUGCAUUUGCUCUCAUCACACUCAAAAUCCUUAGACUUAGAGCGAGGUCCCUCCACACUAACGGUUCAGGCAGAGCAGCGGAAGCAUCCAAGUUGGCCUCGUUUGGAUCGAAGCAACAGCAAAGGGUAUAUGAAACUGGAGAACAAAGAGGACCCGAUGGAUAGAUUGCUUGUGCCCCAGGCUGCAAUUAAAAAGGACUUCACCAAUAAGGAGAAGCUUCUCAUGAUUUCCAGAUCACACAAUAAUUUGAGUUUUGAACAUGAUGAGUUUUUGAGUAACAACCUAAAGCGGGGAACUUCUGAAACAAGGUUUUAAUGUUAAAAAAAACUGCCAUUUUACGAGGGUAUAUUUUACAACUAUUUUCAAUAAUGUUUUCUUCUUAGAGCAUUGGUUGUAAGCUUUUUUAAUCAGAUGUUUUGUCGUGUGGUAGAACUGGCUGCUUAAUUGUGUAAUGGAAAUGGUUGUAUGUUUGGAUAACUUAUGACUACAGCACUCUGUGUUACCACAUAUGGUUUUAUUUUUCCAUUCCUUUGAAAGCAUGAGCUGUUAUUAGUAUGAGUACAAAAUAUCUGCAUCCAAAUUGAAAUGCUAUUCAUUUUCUUCUAAUUCCUUUCAUUGGUGUAUUAAUAGAAUGAAGUGUCAAGUAAGAA
Ochotona princeps (American pika) is the source of this 2372-nucleotide messenger RNA. RefSeq names its product transmembrane protein 200A (gene TMEM200A). The record is from RefSeq and is a predicted model, not a curated record. The coding region runs from base 562 to 2037 and encodes 491 amino acids. Lineage: Eukaryota; Metazoa; Chordata; Mammalia; Lagomorpha; Ochotonidae. The transcript is spliced from 3 exons.